AUGGAAAUUAGCAUAGAGAAAGUUCAAUUAGAUUUCAUUAAUAAUGAUAUUGCGGGGAACAUAAAAACAUUUCAAGUACAAUCCAAUAUAAUGUGUUUUGGUCUACGCUCAGGCCUACUAUUUAUAAUUGAUUUGGAUAAUCCUGCAGAAGCUUGUCAAUAUCAGUUACAAUUAACUACAUCUGGUGCAAACUCAGAAAGCUUGAGUAAAGCUUGGUUAUCGCCAAAUGGUAAAAUUCUUUUUAUAAAGACAGAUUUUGCCAGAUAUUAUUUUUGCGAUAUCUAUAAUUUAUUGAAUUCUAUUAAUACAAGUAAAGGCAAACUUUCAAAUAUUACACAAGCUAAAAAAUUAAGUCGAAAACGUUGCGAUAUUAGAAGUGUUCAAUGGUGUAAUAAUAAUUCACUUCUUUGUGGUACAGAAAAUGGAAAAUUAUAUUAUAUUUAUAUUCAUGAUUAUAAGAAUAUGGAAAAUUUUUUACUUGGAGAAUCAAAAUUGGUAAAAUUAUAUCAAUCAAAACAUUCUAUUGAUGGAAUAUCGUGGAUAGCAAAUGAAAAUGUCUGUCUCGUUGCCUCUGGACAAAAGAUAAUGUUAUGGAAAGGUAAUAAUAAUAGUAAUAAUAAGAAGUCUGACACCAUUGCUAAAGAUCCUGAGACAUUAUUUAAAGAAAACCCUAAUCCAUUCAAUGAGGAGGAAUUUGAAAAAGUUCAUAAGGAAGGGGGAACCAAAUUUGCAUCUUUACAAAAUUCAUUUGCUUGGGUCACUGGGACAGGUAUUGUUUAUGAAGAGAUUGUAAAAUCUAGUGAGAAAAAUAAUAUUCUAAGUGAUGCUAAUGUUUUUUUAAAUAUUGAAUUGCCUCAGUCCAAUUUUAAUAUUCGAGAUAUUAUAUUAACUCAAUUCCAUAUUAUGUUAUUGCGAGGGUCUACUAUUACAGUGAUUAAUCAAUUAAAUAAUGAGAUUGCCUUUGAUGAAACCAUACCAAUAACUGAACAAGAAAAAAUCUUAGGAAUAACAUCGGAUUAUUCAGAUAUUCAUCAUCCUACAUUUUGGUGCUUUUCUAAUAAUAACAUUUAUGAAAUAAUUAUAAAGAAGGAAGCUAAUUCAGUUUGGAAAAUGUUAUGUGUUAAUGGACAAUAUGAAAAAGCAUUAUCUUUGGAAGGAUUAUCAUCUAUUGAAAGAUCUAACAUUUUCCAAGAAAUGGGGGAAUAUUAUUUUAAAGAUAGCAAAUUUAAUGAAGCUGCUCAAUCCUUUGGUAACUCAUUCUCUUCCCCUAUUAGAAGUAUUGCAUUAAAAUUUUUCAAAACGUCAUCUACUAAUACUAAUAAUGCCCUUUUAGAAUAUUUAAGUAUUAAAUUGGAUUCCUUAGAUUCCAGUAACCAAGUUCAAAAAAUUUUAUUAUCUUCAUGGAUAGUUUGGAUUUAUAUGAAAUUAUUUAAUGAUCUUCAAGAAGAUAUUAGUGUAGAACAUAAUAUUGACAAAUUAGCGAAAUUGAAUGACUCAAAAGAAAACAUUCGAAUGAAUUUGAAAAAAUUUUUAAAAACCCAUCUUGAAUCGUUUGAUAAAUAUACUAUAUUACAAAUAUUAUCCAAACAACAAGGUCAUGAAUUUUCAAUAUAUUUUGAAAAUUUAUUGGGACAUUAUGAUCAUGUAUUAUCAUAUUGGAUUGAUCAAAAAAAUUGGAAUGAAGCAUUAAAAUUAUUAGUGGAAACUCAAGAUCCUAACUCGUGUAUUAAAUUUGCAUCGAUUUUAUUAUUAAAUUGUCCUGAGGAGACUAUUAUUGCAUGGAUGAAAAUCCCUCAACUUCAGCCUACAAAACUUAUACCUGCAUUAUUAAAUUAUUUUACUCAUUAUCAAAAAAAGAUAUCCACAAAUCCAGAAACAAAUUCCAUUAUGGAACCUAAUUAUGCAUUAAAUUAUUUAAAAUGGUAUAUUGAUGAAUAUGGAACUCCUGAGAAAAUCUUGUAUAAUACUACGAUAUAUAUGGUGGUAUCGGGAUAUCCAUCACAUGUUGUGGAUGAAAUAGCAGAAGAAAAUAUUAUUAAAUUUAUGAAAUUACAUGAAGGUCAAUAUGAUAUUGAGUUUAUUUUAAGAUUGACAAUGAAAUAUAAACGUAUUCGAAUUGUCCUUUAUAUUUAUUCAUUAUUAAAUUUAUAUGAAGAUGCAGUUAAUUUUGCCCUAGAGAAUGGUAUGAUUGACUCUGCAAAGCAACUAAUCAGUCAAGAUAAUAACGAUGAGAUUAUGCUUGAUGAGAAAAUCAUUAAAGAAUUAUGGAUCAAAAUAGCCAAAGUUAUUCUUUAUGAAAAUAAAACCCAAGAUAUUAAAUCAAUCAUUAAAACAAUAAUUCAUGAAUCCAAUGAAAUUUUAACGAUUCGCGAUUUAUUACCUUUAUUUAAUCAAUUCACAACAAUUGCGAAUUUAAAAGAAGAAUUAAUUAAGAGUCUUGAAACGCAUGGACAAUCGAUGACACAAGUCUCUGAAGAUAUUAAACAAUCUAUUAAGAUGAAGAAGAUUAUUGUUCAAGAUAUAGAAAUGUUUAAACAACGGUAUGUGAUGUUAGAACCUAGAGUCUCAUGUAGUCAUUGUAAUAUGAUUUUACAGACGAGGAAAUUUUUCGUUUUUCCAUGUAAUCAUUCAUUCCAUACGGAUUGUUUAAUUAAAGUUAUAUUAAAUUCUAAUGAUUAUAUAUUAAAGAGUAAGAUUGAAAAUUUCCAAGCUAAUUAUAAUAAUAAGAAGAAACAAAAGCAAAGUAUCAAAGAAUUCGAAACGAUGUUAUCAUCUAAAUGUGUUCUUUGUAGUGAGAUUAAUAUUAACAAUAUAGAUUCACCUCUUCAAAUUGAAGAAGAAGAGUUGGCCAAAUGGGAAAUAUAG
Henningerozyma blattae CBS 6284 is the source of this 2865-nucleotide messenger RNA. It is a transcript of the gene PEP3, whose product is annotated as tethering complex subunit PEP3. Gene Ontology annotation, molecular function: protein-macromolecule adaptor activity; protein binding. The transcript has a single exon. Gene Ontology annotation, cellular component: endosome; HOPS complex. The record is from RefSeq and is a predicted model, not a curated record. The coding region runs from base 1 to 2865 and encodes 954 amino acids. NCBI's taxonomy places the organism in Eukaryota, Fungi, Ascomycota, Saccharomycetes, Saccharomycetales, Saccharomycetaceae. Gene Ontology annotation, biological process: vacuole organization; organelle fusion; endosome organization.